Molecule: messenger RNA, 2352 nt
Organism: Centrocercus urophasianus (Greater sage-grouse)
Lineage: Eukaryota; Metazoa; Chordata; Aves; Galliformes; Phasianidae
Gene: MAPKAPK5
Product: MAPK activated protein kinase 5
Exons: 13
Coding region: 1109-2332 (407 amino acids)
Biological process (GO): peptidyl-serine phosphorylation; Ras protein signal transduction; protein autophosphorylation
Cellular component (GO): cytoplasm; nucleus
Molecular function (GO): ATP binding; calcium-dependent protein serine/threonine kinase activity; calmodulin binding
Source: RefSeq, a predicted model, not a curated record
UGUCCAUGCCUUCAGCAGCACAGCCUCCAUCUGUACCACAAGUGGAUGCUGAAGUGCUGCAGUUUUGAAUGAAAAUUAAUGUAGGCAGAAAAUCUGACCCAAAAAAGUUGCUUUAUGUGUGGUUGGCUCUUCUAAGCAUUUACUUGCUUGCUUCUCUGGAGCCAGCUUUCACUACCACCUCCUUUGCUUGGAGUUGAUCAGAAAGCAGAGCUUUUUGGAAGCUGAUUCUGAGCACACGUGUGUGAUUUGUGACCCCCAGCAUGUGCGCACCAUUCUGCACCCAGUCUGCAUUUCUCAGUGCUCCAUUUGCACCCCACAAAUGUUAGGACAUGUUUAAACACGACCACACCCAGGCUGUGUCAUAACAAACCCCUGCCCUGGUUGUAUGGAUUUGGACAAAAGGAUUAUAAACAUGAGCUUGGUUCACUCUCAGACAAGCUAAAAUGAGUCACGCAGCAGUUAAUUUGCAGUGUAGUGAUUCCAAAGGUUUGCAAACCUGGAGAAAACAGAAAAAUUAUUUUCCAUUACACUGUAUGACCAAGACGGAUGUGAUAAUGCUGUAACUGGGCCUUUGCAAUUGAUCAUUUGUAGGAAGAAAGCUGGAUUUAAGGGCUGGGCAGGGAGAAAUACCCUUUGUACAUUGCCUGUGUUAGAGCAGCAAGAUCCCAUUUGCUGUUCUCAAUAAUCCUGCUUCAAAAUGCCGGGGGGAGCAGCCUCAGCAGCACAGAAAUUGCUUUCUGCUGAGCUAUAUUCUGUGAGCGUUCGCUCUUAGGUUUAAUUUGCCUAGGUGAAGCAGAACUGCAGAACAGGCUCCGUCUGCACUCUGCUAUCUGCAGAUCAGCUGCUGAACUGGGUGUUUGGGAAGGGCUGUAGUAAUUUUGAUGUUUGUUUUUUUUUGUUUCUUUUUUGUUUGCUUUUUCCCCUCCCCCUGCUCCUUCUUGAAUAGGAAACCUCCAUUUUAGAGGAGUACAACAUUAACUGGACUCAGAAGCUGGGAGCUGGGAUCAGUGGCCCUGUUAGAGUCUGCGUGAAAAAAUCCUCUCAAGAACGCUUUGCACUGAAAAUCCUUCUUGAUCGUCCAAAAGCUAGAAAUGAGGUACGUCUGCACAUGAUGUGUGCAACACAUCCAAAUAUUGUUCAAAUUAUUGAAGUUUAUGCUAACAGUGUGCAGUUCCCACAUGAAUCCAGCCCAAGGGCUCGGCUCCUAAUUGUAAUGGAGAUGAUGGAAGGGGGAGAGCUAUUUCACAGAAUCAGCCAGCACCGGCACUUUACUGAGAAGCAAGCAAGCCAAGUAACAAAGCAGAUAGCUUUGGCUUUGCAGCAUUGCCACUCACUAAACAUUGCACAUAGAGACCUCAAGCCCGAGAAUCUCCUCUUCAAGGAUAACUCUUUGGAUGCACCUGUUAAACUGUGUGACUUUGGGUUUGCCAAAGUAGACCAAGGUGACUUGAUGACACCACAGUUCACUCCAUAUUACGUAGCACCUCAGGUAUUGGAGGCACAAAGGCGGCAUCAGAAAGAAAAAUCUGGUAUUAUCCCCACCUCUCCAACACCUUACACGUACAACAAGAGCUGUGACUUGUGGUCCCUGGGUGUCAUUAUUUACGUGAUGCUGUGUGGAUACCCUCCGUUUUACUCCAAGCACCACAGUCGGACAAUUCCAAAGGACAUGCGGAAAAAGAUCAUGACAGGAAGUUUUGAAUUUCCAGAGGAAGAGUGGAGCCAGAUCUCAGAGAUGGCAAAAGACAUUGUGCGAAAGUUGCUGAAGGUCAAACCGGAGGAGCGGCUGACCAUCGAAGGCGUGCUGGACCAUCCCUGGCUCAACUCCACUGAGGCACUGGAUAACAUCCUGCCCUCUGCCCAGCUGAUGAUGGACAAGGCAAUGGUUGCAGGGAUACAACAGGCUCAUGCAGAACAGCUUGCAAACAUGAGAAUCCAAGACCUCAAAGUCAGUCUCAAACCCCUUCACUCCGUCAACAACCCUAUCCUGCGCAAAAGGAAAUUGCUGGGCACCAAGCCAAAGGAUGGUGUUUACAUCCACGACCCGGAGAAUGGAAGUAAUGAUUCCAAUGUGGCUCUGGAAAAGCUCAGAGAUGUGAUUGCUCAGUGCAUUCUGCCACAGGCUGGUAAAGGAGAGAAUGAGGAUGAGAAGCUGAAUGAAGUGAUGCAGGAGGCGUGGAAGUAUAAUCGGGAGUGUAAGUUGCUGCGAGACACUCUUCAGAGCUUCAGCUGGAAUGGCAGAGGAUUUACAGAUAAAGUGGAUCGACUAAAACUGGCAGAAAUAGUAAAACAAGUUAUUGAAGAGCAGACAAACUCCCAUGACUCUCAAUAGCUGGAGCUUCUUAAUCUUUU